This is a messenger RNA of Zootoca vivipara (common lizard), 1656 nucleotides long. Its product is annotated as T-complex protein 1 subunit theta-like. Gene Ontology annotation, biological process: protein folding. NCBI's taxonomy places the organism in Eukaryota, Metazoa, Chordata, Lepidosauria, Squamata, Lacertidae. Gene Ontology annotation, molecular function: ATP binding; ATP hydrolysis activity; ATP-dependent protein folding chaperone. The record is from RefSeq and is a predicted model, not a curated record.
AUGGCUGCCCACGUGCCCCAAGCCCCCGGGCUGCCCCAGAUGCUCAAGGCGGGCAUGAAGUACUUCAGUGGCCUACAGGAAACCCUCUUCAGCAACCUGACUGCCUGCAAAGCCUUGGUGCGCUCCUUGCGGACCUGUUACGGCCCCCUGGGCCGCAACAAGCUGGUGGUCAACCACCUCGGCAAGAACUUCCACACCUCCCAUGCUGCCACUAUCCUCCGGGAACUGGAGCUGGAGAACCCCGUGGCCUGCCUGCUCCGCACCGCGGCUGAGACGCAGAACGUGGAGACAGGGGACGGGACCAAUUUUGUCAUCCUCCUGACCGGGGCGCUCUUGGAGAACGCCGAGAAGCUCCUGCACUCGGGGCUGCCAGUGGUCCACAUCCGGGCCGGCUACGAGAUGGCCUGCAAGGAGGUCCUGCGCUUGCUCCCCGGCCUGUCCUGCUACGUUCUGAAGAACCCACGUGACGUCGAAGAGGUGCUGUGGGUGCUGCAGGCCGCCGUGGGCAGCAAGGUCUUCGGCCACCAGAAAGUCUUGGCCAGGCUGGUGGCCAAGGCCUGCAUCCUGGCGCUGCCGCCAGACCGCACGGCCUUCAACGCGGACUUCAUCCGCGUCUGCAAGAUCCUCGGCGGCGGGGUGGCCGACUCCAGCGUGGUGGAAGGGGUGGUCGUCUGCGCGGAGGCCGAAGGGAUCGUCCGGCGCGUGGAGAGGGCCCGCAUCGCGGCCUACUCCUGUUCCUUCGGCCCGUCCGGCUUCGAGGCGAAGAGCACCGCCGUCUUCAGCAGCGCGUCGGACAUCAGGCGCUUCAGCAAAAGCGAAGAGAACAUCAUCGAGCAGCGAAUCCUGGACCUCGCCAGAGCCGGCGUCACCGUGGUGGUGGCCGGGGGGAAGGUAGACGAGAUGGCGCUCUUCUACGCCAACCGGUACCGGCUGAUGGUCGUCCGGCUGCGCUCCCGGAUGGAGCUACAGCGCCUGUGCAAGGCAGUGGGGGCCACUCUGCUGCUGACCGUGGCCCCUCCGGCGCCCGAGGAGCUGGGCCACUGCCGUCGCGUUUACAUGAGUGAGAUUGGCAGCACCAGUGUGGUCGUCUUCAGCCAAGACGGCAUCGCUUGUCCUGUGGUCACCAUCGUGCUCAGAGGGGCCACCACAGAGAUGCUAGACUGUGUGGAGGAGGCUAUCCACGAUGGCAUCAACGUCUACAAGGUAUUGGGCAGCGAUGCACGGCUGCUGCCUGGUGCUGGGGCCACCGAGAUGGCGCUGUCAGUGCGGCUCAGCACCUUGGGGAUGUACUUCCCUGGACCCGAGCAGUACGGCAUCUUGGAGUUCUCCCAGGCCCUGAAGACCCUCCCGGCUACCCUGGCGGAAAACGCAGGCUUGCCGGUCAAUGAGGCGAUGGCCAAGAUUGAGGUGCAGCACCAGCUGGGCACCCAGAACACGGGCCUCAGGCUGGCGAGCGAGGAGGCGGGCACCAUUGAUGCCGCCAAGGAAGGGCUGUUCGACCCGUUUUUGGUGAAGUACCGAGGCAUCCUGCUUGCGACCCAGACGGCCGUCACACUGCUGGGCGUAAGCGAGGUCAUGAUGGCCAAGAAGAGUGGUGGGCCCAAGCCUAGAGGAGAUAACCCUAACUGGGACCAAGAGCCAGACGCCUUGGAUUGA